This is a messenger RNA of Bufo bufo (common toad), 6697 nucleotides long. It is a transcript of the gene UNC119, whose product is annotated as unc-119 lipid binding chaperone. Gene Ontology annotation, biological process: negative regulation of caveolin-mediated endocytosis; lipoprotein transport; nervous system development. Gene Ontology annotation, cellular component: intercellular bridge; spindle midzone; spindle pole. Gene Ontology annotation, molecular function: lipid binding. The record is from RefSeq and is a predicted model, not a curated record. NCBI's taxonomy places the organism in Eukaryota, Metazoa, Chordata, Amphibia, Anura, Bufonidae.
ACCCUGUCAUAACAGCUCCAUUGUUCUUCCCCAUCAGCCAAUCACAGGGCCCCAUGUCCUUCCCAGGCUGCUGGGCCCUCCGCCUCCUGCCCGUUCCUAUAACGUCGUUCACCUCCCCGUGGAUCACCCAGUUACUAUGUUAUUAUCCUAGCUGGCCACUUCCGAGGCGGGCGGGCGCAGGCGUGCGUACAAGUCUCAGAGACAAAUCCUGCCAGCAGCACAGGCUGUCGGUCGGUUCCUUCCCCGGAGAAUGAGCUCUUCCUCCCUGGGCACUGACACUCUCCCCGGCAGCAGAACGCAGGAGGGCAGCAUGAAGGUGAAGCAGAGCGGCGGGCAGGUGGCGGCGGAGGAGCAGCUGCUCAGGAAGCCGCACAUCUCUCCGGAGGAUGUGCUCCUCUUGCAGAAGAUCACGGCCGAUUACUUAUGCACCCCAGAAGAGAACAUUUACAAGAUAGACUUCACCAGAUUUAAAAUCCGUGAUAUGGAGUCUGGAACCGUCCUGUUUGAGAUCACAAAGCCACCAGCAUCCGAGCGGGAACAUGGCGAUAAAAAGGAUGUGGAUCCAAACGCAGGUAGAUUUGUAAGAUACCAGUUCACCCCUGCUUUCCUGCGACUGCGUCAAGUUGGAGCCACGGUUGAAUUUACAGUCGGCGAUAAGCCCAUAAAUAACUUCCGAAUGAUCGAGAGGCAUUAUUUUCGUGACCAACUUUUGAAAAGUUUCGACUUUGAAUUUGGUUUUGCAUUCCAAGCAGUAAACACAUGUGAACAUAUCUAUGAGUUUCCACAACUUUCAGAAGAACUUAUUCGUGAAAUGAUCAUCCAUCCCUAUGAGACACAAUCAGGUUUCUACUUUGUGGACAACAAUCUAGUGAUGCACAACAAGGCAGAUUAUUCAUAUAGUGGGGGCCCUUGAUCCUGUCGUAAGAGCUCCAAAAAUCGAAGCAUUGAAAACAGUCCCCUUCCCCUUUAGCAGUUAUGUAAGGGAUCGUACACAAUUUCAUGUAGGAAACCAAUCCAAGCAACAAGAUUGUCUGCCAGUAGAAGUUAUACAACUGAGCCUAUAUCUGCCUUUCACUCCCAGCCUUCUAGCACAUUUAAAUAGUGCAAGAACUAUUCGUAAAUUCCACCUUUUUGGUAUGGACGCCUUCAUAAUGAUUUGAAUGCUGUCAACAAGAAUGUGAUGAUUGGCUUUUCACCAGACGGACCCAGUGACGAGAGUAGUCUAAUAAGCAUCCGUGUCAUGUUCAGCGUAAUGGGUGUUCUCCUGGAACAAAGGACUAUUAUUAAACCAUCAUUCCAAGUUUGUCGCAGGACUGAUCGUUGUCAUCUCACUUGGGGCCAUGUAGUCUUGGGACGACCGUUCCCAUAGGACACAGAGUUUUUCCUCAAUGUAUUUGUUUUAAAAAAAGAAAAUGAAAACACGAGUAAUGAUGUUGAUGUGUCAGCUUGGACCAGACUGUUGUUAAGGAAAUCCAAGCCAAAGAUUGAAUCUGUUCUUCCUCGUAGGCUUGCACUUGUUAGUGUUCCUUCAACGUAAAUGUACAAUUAAAUAGGGCAGGUUUUCCACUUGCUUUUUUUCUAAAAUCACAGCCAGGCGUGACACAGAUUUUCCUGGUUUUAGGCAGCAAAACGUUAACGCAAGUAAACCAGAAAUAUCUGCAAUGGUACAAAGUGAAGAAGACAUAAAACCUAUUAUACCAGUUAGCACAGUAGGCAGAAUAUAUUUUUUGAAACGAAGAAAAAUAAUUGCUAGUGGGUUGAAUGAUGGUGCAAAUAUGAUACACUUGUUGGUUCGGUCUUGAUCACUAGAAACGAUAGUGUACAUGUUGCCUGUAUUAAGUCCCAUUACGUAUACUACGUUCUUCAGGAAUUGGUGACAUCAGCACGAAUGGAGGCCUAAAGUGCUGCAUUCCUCAGUGAUGUCACCGACGCCUAACAAAUGAAUGGACACUCAUGAAUACAAUUUCAGCCAGAGGACACAUGCGGCGAAUUCUUUUAUUUUAUUUUUUUUUAACUUGUUUGAGAAGGUAAUCUACAUACAUUGUAUGUGUAAUGAUGAUGCCUGUAUAUACAAUGUACAUAACACAGUAUAUUGAAAUUGUAUGAGAUUUCCAGUAUAAUACUGAACCCUGAAGUUCGUUGACCUGUCUAAUACUUGACUGUCUAUAUUGUAUAUGUGUUGCACCAGUUAAUUCGGUCCAGAUUUGGUGGGGCCUCUGGAUGCCUGCAUUACGGAAGUAACCUCGGUUUCUCUGCAGAAUGUUCUGUAUCACUGUGUGGUACAAAGUGUCGCUGAAUAAAGGGCGGACAAUGUGACACAAAUCAAUGUGACUAAUUAGUAUAAUUAGACUUUUACAUAAUGUUACUUGUUUCUCAGGAGUGAUUCCAUCUGACAAUGUUCUUUGACCAUGUGAUUUUAUUAGAAAAUUUGAGAAAACAUUCCAAAUAUGUCGCUCAUAUUGUUCAUUAUUUAUUUUUUUUAUUUUUAUUUUUUUUAACUAAGCAGCCUUUUUUACUCAAUUUUUUUUUUUUUUAAUAUUCUGUCAGAAUCUCAGUUCCAAGUGGGCUUGGAACCCUGACUGCUGUUACUGAACACAAUACUUACUAGCAUAUGUAAUGACCAGUUUGUAGACUAAGUUGUCUAUUGCAAGUAUGUUUAUUAACUGUUGUCUUCUCAUUAGUUUUUCUAAUAAAAUCAUUCGGGUGGUUUAUUUCCAAAAUAACUCUAGCUCUGUUCUCCAUCUUGUCUUAGGUUCUUUUUCAGGAGAAAUGCGAUGCUUAAGUCUUGUACUACUGUCCAAAUAUUAUCACACUGAUGUUCCUCGCUUGCUGUAUUGUAUGUACACCAACAUACAUGCUGUUUCACUCGUUACAAUAUUUUCUUCUUUCCUACUUGUUGCAUAAUGUAAGGCUUAACAAGUGGUUGGGAUAGUAUUUUCUCUAAUCUCUAAUUCUCUUACUCUUCAGUCACUAGGCUAAAUAAAUUGUGUGAUUUGUCAUAAAAACUGUACUUCAUCAAAGAUUCUGCGUCUAAGUAUAUAUGUGCAAAAAUGUGGGUAAUGAGGCAAUGAGACCUCUUGCUCCUUCUGUAUUCGCUUGAGAAAUGUAGGAAAGACUAGGUGUCGGGAAUAUGCUGCUUUGCAAGCUGUUGAGGCAACUUUGGUAGUUAUGCAGUGUGUCCCUAGAAACCGUGCUGUCGGAUCAUCUUUGUCAUCAGCUGGGACAAGGGCUUAGACUGCCUGGUGUCCAUUGCAGACCCAUUGAAAGGUCUGUGGUCUAGCAAGCCACCUCCUAACCAGACAGAAAGUAUUCUGAAUUCUCCCUUUUUCUUAACCUAUUGUUAAUGUGUAGUAGUAGUGGAACUGGGAGGAAGCAAAUUGAGAGACAAACUGAUUAUUUCUAAAACAGAUUGAAGUUUGUUUGGGUUUACUUUUGGAUUUUGGGGCAGUUUGUCUGAUAUUGUUGACUUAUCAUGAAUUUCCCUAAAAAGGUGAAAACAUGGAGUGCCAGGGUUGAGUUCUCUUCCAAGAUAUCAUUGCAUUGUGUCAAGCUAACAUUGGUACAGGUCGGUAUGCCUCAUUUGCUACUAGUAUGAAGACGGAACCGAACUUGACAAAAAAUUGUCAAUCUCAAAACCUUUGGCCACAACUGUAAAUAGGGAUAUUGGUUUGGAAGCUGUGUAGAACAUAGAAACAUGUUUCUAUGUUCUACACAGCUUUCAAACCAAUAUCCCUAUUUACAGUUGUGGCCAAAGGUUUUGAGAUUGACAAUUUUUUGUUUUCAUAAGGUCUGCUGCCUCUGUUUUUUUUUCUUUGUCAGAUGUUUUUAUGCUGAAGUAUCGUUUUUUUUAUUUUUAUACUGAAGUAUAAUUCAUAGCAUUUCAUAAUUAUUUUUUCACUUUUAUUGUCAAAUACAUCGAGUUUAUGCAAAUUCUCAAUAUUUACAGUGUUGUCCUCUCUUUUUCAAGACUUCUGCAGUUUGCCCUGGCAUGCUAGAUAUCCGCUUUUGGGCCUAAUGCUGACUGAUGGCAAACCAUUCUUUCCUAAUCAGUGCUUGGAAUUUAUCACAAUUUCUGUGUUUUUGUUUGACUUCCCACUUUUUGAGGAUGACCAACAGCUUUUCAAUGGAUUAAAAUCUGGGGACCUAAAAUUUUAAUGUUUUAUUCACUGAGCUGCUUAGUUAUCACUCUUGCCUUGUGACGUGGUGCUCCAUCAUCUUGGACGAAGCACUAUUCAUCACCCAAUUACUCCUGGAUCGGUGGGUGAAUUUGCUCUUGGAGGUUUUCAUAGCAUGCUUAAUUCAUGGCACUGUUCUUAGGUAAAUUUGUGAGCAACGUGUUCCAAUGAUCCAAGAUCAAUUUGUAAACAUUGCUUUUUCCAGGAUGAUGGAGCAUCUUGUCACAAGUCAAAAGUGUUAACUAAGUGGCUCAGUGAACAAAACGUUAACACUUUUGAUCCAUGGACAGGAAACUGCCCAGACAUCAAUCCCAUUGAGAACCUGUGGUCAAUCCUCAAAAAGGAGUUGGACAAGCAAAACACACAUUGUGAUAAAACUCAAAGCAUUGAUUAGGCAAGAAUGGUUUUUAAUCAGUCAGGAUUAACCCCAUAAGCUGAUAUCCACCAUCACAGGGCGAAUUGCAGAACUCUUAGGAUGGUUCAACACUGUAAAUCAUAGGUCCCCAACUUUUUGUUGUGAGCCAAAUUCAACUUUCAGUGAUGAUCAGGAGCAAUGCGCAAUUCAAAAAUAGAGGAUAGUUUUGAAUGUGGUGAACCAAAAAAAAUGAAAUUGCCAACAUUUGCUGAUAAUAUUUCAGUCUAAAAUUGAACACUAGUAGGGUACAAUCCAAAUUGGCACUGUUUGGUGGUCAAUCUAGGAUAGGUAUGCAACAUUGUUAAUUGCCAGUACAUAUGAUCUUGGCUCAGGACUCCCAUAGCGAGCCACACAAUAGGGGAUCGCGAGCCACAUGUGGCUCAAAAAAUGUUAACAAAAACUUCUGAAAUGCUUAUAAUUUUACUUCAGUAUAUCAUAGAAACAUCUGACAAAAAGACUGAAGCAGAAAACUUUGUGAAAACCAAAUUUAGUGUCAGCCAAAAAAUGGCCGCCACUCCUACCUGCAGGCCGUGGCACACUUUUGAGCAGUCAAUAAUUAUUAUAUUAUUUUCUAUGAAAAAAAUUAUAUACAGAAGAUGAUUUUUAAACAUCAGUUAGUGGGUUUACCUUCUAAUUUUUUAUAAGUGGCUAUGAUUUUUUUCAGUACAUUAGUUCCAAUGGCUGGCUUGAGGAGGUGGAAGAGGUUCUGCGGCUAAGUUUAUCUUUACAAACCUGUGGUUAAUGAGGAAAUGAGACCUCUUGCCUCCUUGUGUCUCAGUUCAGUGACAUUUUAACCUGGAGCCUGACCUGAGUAAUGUAGGAAAGACUACUUAGCAAUAAGCGACGUGGCAAGCGGUUGACGCAAUUGUGGUAGUUAGGCAGUAUUUCCCUAGCAGGCAGACUGUCAAAUAUGGAUAAGCUGGAUGAUAAUUUUAUUUUAUUUUUCAAAAAUUGAUUUAGAUGGAGGGCAUUUUUAAGCAACUGCGGUAUCUCAUAAGACCGUUAUCGUUAUUCAGCCUGUUAACUAAGAUAGACCUCAUGAUUUGUGCUUGACAUGUAGGGCAUGACAAGGACAUUUUUAAAGGAGCAGUAAACCUAAAGUGCCCAACUUGUACAACUUGAGUUGCUAGUACCCUUUACAUCUAUAUAGAGUGAGAUAAAAUGGUGAUAAUGGAGGCGGACAUUUCUGUGGACUUCCUCAUGCAGUCAGCAUCUCCACUGCCUAUGUACAGUGCAUUAAACCUCCACAGAGGACGGCUGUGCAGUAGACAGGUAAGCUGCUAUGCAGAUACAAGUCGGUGCAAAUACUAAUCUGGGAUUUUUAUUUGUACAGGGAAUCAGAAGUUUUAGCUCAAGCGUUGUAUACAUGCUUUAUUUGAGGAAUGACAAUUGGAUUUUCUAUUUGGUCAUAAUCUGUACAAUGUAAAGAAAUGCAGUAUAUCUUCUGUACCCUGCAUCUAUAAGUAAUACACUGCAAUGUUACAGUGAUUUAGCUGUGCAUUCAUCCUAAGCAAUGUUAUCAAUGUUGAUAAAUUACAAUGUUUUAUUUCAUAUGUUUAAAUGUUUUUUGGUAACCUUCACUUAUACUCACUUGACUUGUGAUCUCCUGAAGGUAGCCUGCUGGGCAGUACAAUGGCUGAGGCUUCAUAUGCCAAUAGGACCUCAAUAAAUGCAGUGCCCCAGAUCAGACAAGACAAAGUAGAAAGAAACUUUUAAUGGGCGUUUGUUAGUAGUUUUGACCCCUCUAAACUGCUGAUAGCACUGUAUAGGUGACGGAGAGCAUUGCGGGUAUGCCUAGAGAGAUGGCCAUUCAGGUUGUAUGACCGGUAAAUCAAAGUUUUCAUCCCCUGGUGCCAUGAGUGCAAGUUUUCCAGAAACAGGCCCCUUCAUGUUCCUGCUCUGAGUGACAGCUCUAGUAUCCAAUCAUGAAACCCUUAGAACUGUCACUCAAUGGAGAGGCGGUUGUAGUAAAAAAAAAAAAAAAGCACAAGCAGGUGGCACUGCCGAGUGUCUAAACUAAAUGCACUGGGUCCCUAAACACCUGUCCCUUUCACACACAAAAGUGGUUCACAGCCCCAAAAUUUGAUGCCAUAACAAUGCAAGGCGG